AUAUUUGAAGAUGAAACUAUUCAAUGUAUGGUUUUAAAUGCUGAUAGUCAAUAUCCAGUUAUUGGUGGUGAUCGAGGUUUUGUACAAAUCAUUCGAACACAUGAUUUACAACCUGUUUAUGCUUAUCCACAAUGUGAUGCUAGUAUUCGUUCAUUAGCAAUAACUCAUGAUCAAAAGUAA
Messenger RNA from Rotaria sp. Silwood1, 180 nucleotides. The record is from the annotation of a GenBank genome assembly. NCBI's taxonomy places the organism in Eukaryota, Metazoa, Rotifera, Eurotatoria, Philodinida, Philodinidae.